CACAACCACAACCACAACCUACAACCCCAUUCAACCCCGACCCGACAGACGAAAUGCGAGCCUCCAUGCUCAAAGUGCUCGGCGAAGAAAAAUACCUUUACUUCUUCGACAAGUUCCUCGAAUACUUCUUCACCGAGUCCGAUGCCCAAUGCUUCGCAUCGCUCGGUCUGAACGCUAUCCGGUUACCGAUCAACUAUAGGCAUUUGGAGGAUGAUAUGAACCCGAGGGUGUUCAAGAAGGAGGGGUUGAAACAUUUGGAUCGGGUUAUCGAGCUUUGCGCCAAACACGGGAUCUACACGAUCAUCGACCUCCACGCCGCCCCCGGUGCGCAGAACACCGAUUGGCAUAGCGAUUUGGGCGUACACAAGGCGUUGUUCUGGGAUUACAAGGAUUUCCAGGACAGGACUAUUACGAUCUGGGAACAUUUGGCCGAGCACUACAAAUCCAACCCCUGGGUAGCCGGGUACAACCCCCUCAACGAACCCACCGACCCCAAACACACCCGGUUGGUAGAGUACUACGACCGGAUCGAAAAGGCCAUCAGGAAGGUGGACGACAAGCACAUCUUGUUUCUGGAUGGAAACACCUUCGGAGCCGACUUUUCUGCUUUCAUGGAUCACCCCGGUCUGCCCAACACCGUUUACGCCUGUCACGACUACAGCAGCUUCGGUUUCCCCAACGCCCCCGAGGUGUACACCGGCACGGACGCGCAAAAGGACAAGCUCAAGAGGUCUUUCGACCGCAAAAUCCAGUAUAUGAAGAAGAUCGGUGGACCUAUCUGGAACGGCGAGUUCGGUCCCGUCUACGCUGACAAGUCCGACGGACCCGAUUUCGAGCAGACCAACGAGGUCCGUUUCCGGGUGCUCGAGGACCAACUGCAGCUGUACGACGAGACGGCUUCCUCCUGGUCCAUCUGGUUGUGGAAGGAUAUCGGGUUCCAGGGGAUGGUCUACGUGGACGAGGAGACGGCUUAUAUGAAGCUGAUGAAGCCGUUCCUUGAGAAGAAGAAGCAACUCGUCAUCGACGCUUGGGGCUGCGAUGACACCCCCGUCCGGGACCUGUUCGCUCCCAUCGCCGAAUGGGCUCGAAACGCCGCUCCUUCCUUCAAAGACCGUUACCCAAAGACGUGGGACGAGAAACGUUUCAUCGCGCGUCUCGUCCGGGAGAUCCUUCUCUCCGAAGAGCUCUGUGACGAGUACGCCUCGUACUUCAAGGACAAGACGUUGGAGGAGCUCGACGAACUCGCCAAGUCGUUCCACUUUGACCAUUGUCAACAGAGGACCAAGCUGAACGAGAUCCUGCGUGCGCACAAGGGUAACUAGGAUACCAGGACGCUUUCAUGAACCGUUGGGAGGAAAAAACGCAGGGGUCCAUCCAGGGCGCAACAGUUGUAGUAGUAAAAAGAGGUACCCAUUAUGGAGGAUGCUAUAAAGUUAAUUCGAGCG
Filobasidium floriforme is the source of this 1445-nucleotide messenger RNA. Its product is annotated as glycoside hydrolase superfamily. The record is from RefSeq and is a predicted model, not a curated record. Gene Ontology annotation, cellular component: cell surface; extracellular region. The transcript has 10 exons. Gene Ontology annotation, molecular function: beta-glucosidase activity. Lineage: Eukaryota; Fungi; Basidiomycota; Tremellomycetes; Filobasidiales; Filobasidiaceae. Gene Ontology annotation, biological process: glucan catabolic process. Bases 54 to 1322 code for a protein of 422 amino acids.